CACAUCUUCACUCCUCCAACAGCUUACAAGCCAAAAGGUUAAGAACAUUAUAUUCAACGUCAAAAUGUCAAUGAAAGAAGAAGACCGCACAAGCAUGAAUAUGGUGGAAACACGCACAGUCGCACCAGCAAUGCAACCAGUGAUGAUGGUCCCUAAAGGACCGGCUAAUGCUGGACCCAUUGGUCUCAUGGGCUUCGGUAUGACUACUGUUUUGCUGAACUUCUACAAUGCUGGUAUCGCAGAAUCAGGUACCGUUGGACUCAUUGCGUGCUACGGUAUCUUUCACGGUGGACUCGCUCAGCUUCUGGCUGGCAUGUGGGAGAUUUCCGCCGGCAAGGUCUUCACCGGGACCGCUUUCACUACAUACGGUGCAUUCUGGCUGGGACUCGGUCUGUUCGACUUGCUUAUAGUAACCGGGCAUUUAGAGCCAGGAGACAUCAGUGAAGGCAAGUGUAUCUGGCUGUGCAUCUGGGGUGUCUUCACCUUUUUGAUGUUCCUUGGCACAUUCCGAGCCAAUCGAACUGUACAGUUUGUAUUCCUAUCGCUGUCUUUGUUGUUCUUCCUGCUUGCGGGUGGCGUGUACAACGAGGGAGUGCACAAGGCUGCGGGUGUGGUAGGUAUUGCCUGUGGUGCCUCAGCCAUGUAUCUGGGCUGGGCUGAGAUCAUGAAUGAGGUGUACCAGCGCGAGAUGAUCCCUAUUUUCAAAAUUAAAUGGGAGUAAAGAACUUAAAGAUUAGAUAUAUAACAAUCCAGAAGUAGAUAAUCGCAGGACGGCCUGUGGCUGCCGGCGACCUUGUAUGCCCACGAGGAGCGAGAAACUAAUACUAAUAUCAAAGUAUUUCAAGCAAUCAAGAAUAGGGAAUUAAAUAAAUACCAAUACAUAC
This is a messenger RNA of Sphaeroforma arctica JP610, 884 nucleotides long. RefSeq lists its product as hypothetical. The record is from RefSeq and is a predicted model, not a curated record. Gene Ontology annotation, cellular component: plasma membrane. NCBI's taxonomy places the organism in Eukaryota, Ichthyosporea, Ichthyophonida. The transcript is spliced from 2 exons. Gene Ontology annotation, molecular function: acetate:proton symporter activity. The coding region runs from base 65 to 721 and encodes 218 amino acids. Gene Ontology annotation, biological process: acetate transmembrane transport; succinate transmembrane transport.